This is a messenger RNA of Vollenhovia emeryi, 1449 nucleotides long. Its product is annotated as F-box/LRR-repeat protein 4-like. The record is from RefSeq and is a predicted model, not a curated record. The coding region runs from base 28 to 1263 and encodes 411 amino acids. Gene Ontology annotation, molecular function: protein binding. The transcript has 5 exons. Gene Ontology annotation, cellular component: SCF ubiquitin ligase complex. NCBI's taxonomy places the organism in Eukaryota, Metazoa, Arthropoda, Insecta, Hymenoptera, Formicidae. Gene Ontology annotation, biological process: SCF-dependent proteasomal ubiquitin-dependent protein catabolic process.
UAUCCACUCAGAGUCUGUAUAUAUGAAAUGUAUGAUCCUGGGUAUAUAAUUCAAAUUUUGGCCCAAGAUUCUCAAGAUAAUCGAUGGAUUGCAUUAUGGACUAGCCAAUUUCAGUAUGCUCAUUCACGUAGGACAGGGACAUUUUACACUCCUCCGCAGUCCUUUAAAACCAAAAAGUUACGAAUAAAAUUUCUGCACUCUCUAUGGGAAUAUUUCUCAUGUCUAGACAGUGUAAUGCUUAUCGGUACAUCAAAAUUGAUCCGUCCUCAUAAUUCUAAACAGAGUGUAUUUGAAGUAUUAUCGGAAAUUUAUCAGACCUCCUGUCAUGGACACUGUCGUGCACGUGAACGUUUCGAAGAUAUAAAAUAUCUUCACAAGCAUUUUUCUGAAUAUUGUACUAUUGAUAAAAGAAAUUUGCAUUCGGAUUAUGCAGAGAUCAUAAAAGAUAUCAGAUAUCUCUUUUUAGAUGAAUCCGAGGGACAACCACGUUGCAGUUUUUCUACGCUGCCAGACAAAAUCAUACUAAAUAUAUUUCAGAGUUUAGAUAUAAAAUCGUUGUGCCGUAUGAGCACAAUGGAUAAACGUCUUAAUAAUUUAACACGAGAUGCUUCUCUGUUUAAGUGUUUUAAUGUAUUAAAUAUGCGCAAUAUGAAUGCCAUGUAUAUUGAUAAUAUUUUAUCAUACUGUACAUCCAGAUGUAGACAUAUUCAACAGUUGGAUUUUACAUCAAGCGAUAUUUCCAUUUCGAAAUUCAGAGAAUUUCUUCAAACUUGCGGUGGGCGUUUAACGCAUUUACGAUUACGUAAUUGCAAAUUUGUCGGUAGUUAUGCAUUAUUUACAAUUGCGGAAGUGUGCAACAAUUUAAAAGUAUUGGAUCUCAGUUAUUGUAAUUAUUAUGGAAAUGCAAUUUUGCAUCUCCAAAAUUUAGAAUUUUUAGAAGAGUUAAACCUUAACGGUACACAUAUAAUACCUGAAGCUCUUUGCCCAAUACUGCGAAGAAAUCGUCGAAUGCGUGACUUAAGGUUGAACCGCUUCCCGAUUGACAAUCCAUUUAUAAUAUUUGCAUUAUGUCCGUCUGUAAAUCGAGUCAACAAAAUAUAUGUCGACUCUAUUAUAAUAGAAUUGAGAAAUUCGUGCCCGGACUUGGAAAUACUAGAUAUAUCUGGCGGUACAAUUACAGAUCGAGGUAUUGAUGCUCUCGCCGAGUGUAAGAACUUACGAACGCUGGGCAUUUGGAAUAGGAUGUUAAAGUGGGAUGGUUGACAAGAAUGACUGGCGUAGAUUGUUUUCUGACUGCCAACGUUUGGAAGAAGUAAUUUUGACAUAUCCACAAUUCUUGCUCAAUGUCCUAAACUGCAGUUGCAUGCUACGUAGGGCAAAUCGAUCUUAUUGUUAGUUUGCCGGUUGAUGGACGAAGAUUCACCAGUGACCGGUAAUUAUGCAUAAAAG